Messenger RNA from Phytophthora nicotianae INRA-310, 2494 nucleotides. RefSeq lists its product as hypothetical. The record is from RefSeq and is a predicted model, not a curated record. The coding region runs from base 1 to 2436 and encodes 811 amino acids. The transcript has a single exon. Lineage: Eukaryota; Oomycota; Peronosporomycetes; Peronosporales; Peronosporaceae.
AUGUCCGAGUCGGAGACGAAGAGUCCUCGGACAGCCAAGGAGAAACGUAAGAAACAAUCCUCCGCUACCGUUGCAGUCGUCAAUACCCCGAACGGAGAGCCCCCGGCCUAUUCAGGCGAACAGCACUCGUUCGGCAGAAAUGCUGAUGGUAGCGCCGACAAAGUUCAACGUCGGUCGUUAAUCCAGCACAACCGGGAAGAAGAGAACAAUACGAAGCCUCAGGACAACAAGGAGUUCGAGUUUGUGUCACCCAGAGCCAACGCCAAGACAGGGCCUCGCUACGAUGCCAUUGCAGUGCUAGUCGUUAUGUCCUUCAAGGUGCUUGUAGCCCCGAUCAUUCUGGUGGCGAUCUGCGUCAACUCGCCAUACCUGCAGUCACCGUAUGUCUUCCGUGCAGCCAGUGAGAGUUUUCUGGGCUACGAAAAGCUGAACCCCGACGUCACCUACGAUUGUCCUGACUGCGGCGUUACGUGCAAGCGAUCGGUGCUGCAGCUAGCCCAAUUCAAACAAGACCCCAUGAUGGGGAAGCCUGCCUACGGCAGCUUGCGCACCAACACUUUCGAAGACUACAACGAAACGUUGAGCGCUGCCGCUUUGGCUUUGAUUGAUGAACUGGAAAGCGCAAACGCAGUUUGCGGCGACGGAACUUCUGACUGGGACGACUCGCUCACGUUCAUAUCGGCUGAACCAAAGCUGAUCGUGAAGGCAGUUAGCGUGCUUAAGCUACCGGUGUCUAAUGAUAUGGUUGCAGAGGUUACUGCUGCUGUUACGAGCUCAUGCAACUCGCGCUGGACGAUUGAAGCUCGGUUGAAGACCUUCAUGUUCCAGCCCAUUCCGCACAUCAAUGAGUUCUCGUCCAUUUUGGCAGCAGACCUGACCAUUUUCCCGGAAUCAAUGGCUUGCCGCAAUGAGGUUGCAUUUGAUACCGACACGGCGCUAACACGCGCGUUCGUGUCCGAGGGUUUGGAUCAAACAAGAAAUGCGCCGACAACAUUGCGGUUGUUCCCAUACAACUUUCCCUGUGUCAUCAAUACGGUCAGUCGGACGGUAGCACCGGUUGGGGACGCCGAAUCGACCGAUGUCAUCGUUCAGCCGAUGCUGCGUGGAUACUAUGGUGGCUGCUUCGUUCAUCUAGUCAAUACAUCCGGCAUCUACAUCGGCGAAAACUGUGCGAUCAGCUCACUCUGGAUCGACUACGGUUUGAUGCUUCAAGCUCCGGAUGAUAUCCCGUUAUGCAGUACUGAAGGCGUCUGCGUGCACAACUACUACAACUCGCAGUGGGAAUGGGCCUCGACCAAAGACGGAGCCAAUAUCGUUAUGAAUCACAACACAAUUCGGUCCCGGUACGCUGACAAGGUUGAGAUGAGUAUCUUGCCUGGCAUUGUGAUCAUGCAGAUCCUGCUGAUGAGUAUGCUGAGUAUGUACCAAGUCAUGAGCCAGAAGCAGUCUGUGCUUCUGAGCCAGAUUUGGGCGUAUCGUUGCCAGAAUGGCCGCAUGCAAGCCAUGUAUCUGCUUCAGAUUGCGUAUCACUUGUACCGUGAGUCCGAUACGUACUAUCUGGCGCUCGGAACAGGCACGAUGUCGGUGGAAUGUGUGUGGAACCUCACCUUCUGUGUGAUGGCCUUCUCGUACAGUUUUGUGAACAUCGUAAAAAGCCGCACGGGCGAACAGCAGCUGGAUCGCCACUUCCGCCUUUCGUGGGAAAUGGUGCUUCUCAUCGUCACAGCUAUCGUGGCGAACAUGCUCAUUUCGAUCCGCUACACCAGUCUCAGCUAUAUCUUUGAAAUCAACUCGAAAACGCUGCUCCGGUCUACCCCAGAGGGUGCGGAAGUCUGCAAGCUCACGGACUCGUGUGUUGUUUUCAGCAUUAAUAUUGCUUUCGUGAUUGCAUCGUUUGCUAUGUUGGUUUGGGGAGCGACUGCUUCAGUUGCUUACGUGUUGAGGACACGCCACAAUCCCCACCCAUUAGAAGAUUUAAAGUCAUGGUUCAUCUCUUGGAAGGUUGCUUUUCAAGUCACACUUCGACCCCCACCCAAGGGCAAACCAAAGGCACUCUCCCAUGGAGCUUCGAUCGUGAAUCUGGCCGAUGCUACAUCGUUCGAAUGCUAUUGCAUCGGCGAGCACUUUCGAUUCAUGUUCAACGACUGCGAGGACAUUUCCCAUGUGAAGAAGAACAACUUUCGAGUCCCGACAGCCGAGGCUGUGCUGUUGUCUGGAUUUGUGUACCGUGGCAAGUAUCUUUACCGUGCCGACGACAUCAUUCUGCUUCUCUUCACCCGCUUCGCACCAAACUUUAUCUUGAGGACUUUCAAUGUGCUGAUUGUUCGCUGGGACGUGAAUCCGACGACGUAUGCUGUUUCCCGUCCUACAGUCUGCUUGUGGACUGAAGUAGGCACAGACUGGAGAAACAAGACUAAACCAUUCCCAUCGGCGUAGAGCUAUUAGGCAGGAACGUCAACCCAGACUAUUAUCGCGAAUAAAUAACUUUCAUUGC